AUGAAGCACCGAGCACACAUGGAUGGAGAUGUGAUGAUAAGUGGGAUUUUCCCCAUGUACACUUUGGGAAUAGAUCACAGUAACAGCCAUGCUGCCAGGCAAGAAGACAACAAGUUGUUUAUCUUCAAGAACUAUCAGUAUGUUUUGGCCUUGGCUUUUGCUGUUGAGGAGAUCAACAAAAGCCCUGAUCUUUUACAUAACCUGACUCUGGGAUUUGAUGUCUAUGAUGUUCACUUCAAUGCUUGGACAAUGCUUAAGAAUCCCUUCAUUUGUCUCUUUGGGAAGUAUAAGAUUCCAAACUAUUCCUGCAUGAGAGGAAGCAGUUCUAUAGCAGUACUUACAGGACCCUCAGGAAUAACAUCUGACCAGAUUGGCACAUUGCUGGGACUCUACAGAUUUCCACAGGUAUGGCGUCUAUGGUCACUGCCACUGCCACCACCACCACAGCUGCAGCCACGGCUGCUGUUUACCUUUGGGCCUUUUGAUCAUGCCCUGAGUGACCAUAAUAAGUUUCCUGCUCUCUAUCAGAUGGCCCCAAAAGACUCAUCAAUAGCCACUGCUAUGGUCUCCUUACUGCUUCACUUCAGCUGGAGCUGGGUGGGACUAUUGACCACACAAGAUGAUAAUGGGGCAAGGAUUCUUGCUGAAUUGAAAGUAGAGAUGGCCAAGAACAGAGUUUGUGUAGCCUAUGAGCUAGUGAUCUCCACCCAAGAUGUAUAUAACCACAUAGAAGUUAAUCAUUUUAUUAAUCUGUCUUCAGCAAGUGUCCUCAUUAUAUAUGGUGAUAAUAAUUCACUGAUGAUUUUUAUGGUAUUUAUUGAACAAAUUAUUAUACAUGGGAAAGUUUGUAUCAUGAACUCUCAGUGGGAUUUCACCCUGAAAAGGAGAUAUUUCAUGUUAGGAUCAUUGCAUGUACCUCUUAUUUUUACACACCAUCAUGUAGAUGUUUCUGGAUUCAAAGAUUUUGUCAAGGCAGCUAAGCCUUCUAAAUACCCAGAAGACAUUUUUCUUGCGAGGCUAUGGUUUCUCUCUUUUAAUUGCUCUGUUUCUGUGUCUGACUGUGUAAUAUGGGACAAGUGUGCUCAUGAUGCCUCUUUGAAUUGGUUACCUGGGCAUAUUUUUGACAUGACCAUGUCUGUAGACAGUUACAAUAUAUACAAUGCUGUGUAUGCUGUGGCCCAGGCUCUCCAUGAGAUACUUCUUCAACAAACAGAAGUUCAAACAAUGGGAAAUAGAAAAGAACUGCCUUCCUCUACUCAGCUGCACACUUUUCUGAAGAACAACCAGUUUUACAGUCCUAUUGGAAAUCAAGUAAUUUGGGACAAGCAAAGGAAAUUGGAGCCAGUGUAUGACAUUCUGAAUAUUUGGAAUUUUCCAGAGGGUCUUGAACUUGAGGUGAAAGUAGGAAAGUUUGCUCCACAUGGCAAUCAACUCUCUUUAUCUGAAGAUAUGUUAGAGUGGUCCAUUGAAACUACAGAGACCCCUCACUCUGUCUGCAGUGAGAGUUGUGGUCCUGGAUUCCGAAAAUCUCCUCAGGAGGGAAAGGCUGCCUGCUGCUUUGAUUGUACACCUUGUUCAGAAAAUGAGAUUGCCAAUGGGACAGAUAUGGAGCAAUGUGUGAAAUGUCCAGAUCAUCAGUAUGCCAACACACACAGGACAGAGUGCCCCUUGAGAGUUGCAAGUUUCCUGGCUUUUGGAGAUCCCUUGGGCAUGGUUCUGGCCUGCAUGGCUCUCUGCUUCUCUUUGCUAACUGCUGCUGUUCUUUGGAUGUUUGUGAAACACCAAGACACUGCCAUUGUUAAGGCAAAUAACCGGGCUCUCAGUUACAUCUUGCUCAUCUCCCUCAUCUUCUGUUUCCUCUGUUCUUUGCUCUUUCUUGGUCGACCCAAAACAGCCACCUGCAUCCUGCAGCAGAUCACAUUUGGGGUUGUGUUCACUGUGGCUGUUUCCACAGUGUUGGCCAAAACAGUGACUGUGGUUCUGGCCUUCAAGGCCACUUCCCCAGGAAGAAGGAUGAGGUGGCUGCUGGUAUCAGGGGCUCCUAACUUCAUCAUCCCCAUCUGCACCCUCAUCCAGGUGACCUUCUGUGGACUCUGGCUGGCAACCUCUCCUCCCUUUGUGGACACAGAUGCACACUCUGAACAUGGCCAUAUCAUCAUCCUGUGCAACAAAGGCUCCCUCACUUCCUUCUACUGUGUCCUGGGAUACCUUGGCUUUCUGGCCCUGUCCAGCUUCAGUGUGGCUUUUCUGGCCAGGAACCUGCCUGACACCUUCAAUGAAGCCAAGUUCCUGACCUUCAGCAUGCUGGUGUUCUGCAGUGUGUGGCUCACCUUUCUACCUGUCUACCACAGUACCAAGGGGAAUGUCAUGGUGGCUGUGGAGGUCUUCUCCAUCUUGGCCUCUGGUGCAGGGCGCCUAGGUUGCAUUUUUGCCCCAAAGUGUUAUAUCCUUUUAUUAAUGCCAAAUAGAAAUUCUCUGCAUGGCUUCCGGGAUAAAAGACAUAGUAGGAGAAAUAAGCAUACUUAG
Molecule: messenger RNA, 2526 nt
Organism: Dipodomys ordii (Ord's kangaroo rat)
Lineage: Eukaryota; Metazoa; Chordata; Mammalia; Rodentia; Heteromyidae
Product: vomeronasal type-2 receptor 116-like
Exons: 7
Coding region: 1-2526 (841 amino acids)
Biological process (GO): G protein-coupled receptor signaling pathway
Cellular component (GO): membrane
Molecular function (GO): G protein-coupled receptor activity
Source: RefSeq, a predicted model, not a curated record